UGAAAAUGUGAUUUUUACAUAAUUCGUGUUUUUUUUUGUCAACUUUUACAUAAUUCGUUAUUUAAUGGAUAACCAUAAAUUCAAGUCCGGCUUUUUUUCUUUUACAGUUUCAAACACUAAAUACUACCACAUUAAAAAGCCCUUCGUUAUUCCAAAAGGACGAUGAAGAAGAUUUUUUUUGGAUUAUUAAACAAAGAAAAAAGUAUUAAUAAGAAAGAAGGCAUCAUCAAAACGCCAUCAAAUGAGAACGUUAUUUUCACAGAUGAAGUACGAAGGUACCCAAACAACUUAGACUACCUUUAUGUGUGUAGCAAAGGAAGAAAUGCGGUUAAGGACUUUGAUGGAGUUUCUGAGAAAAUGCACUUGGCGAUCUCAGUUAGUGGGAACGAGGCAUUAGACUCUGUUUUGAAUGACUUCAAAGAGGGUUACUUGACUCUCUCAAGUAAUGAUCGGAACAAGUUACUUCUUGGAUUGGCGAAAGAAUAUUAUGUCGAUGACAUUCAAGUGGAACAACUCAUUGACCAAUAUCUCAUCAGACUACUCGAGAUUUGCCCACGCAAUGAGAUGGAACCGCAUGAUGAUCUCAAUGCAUUAUACUCCAUUGAGCGGAAUCUCAAGUAUACCCUCCGGCCAGACUAUGAUAUUCUCUUCGACAGGCUACACAGAAGUUCCGGAGGAUUCAAGUUUUUGUGCACUCUCCAAGUAGACAUUCUAUCACUGCUCACAAAAGAGAAUGUGCCAUCGUUGCGAGCAUUAGAAUUGCAGCUUAAGGACAGGAUUCGAGGUUAUUGGUUAUCAUGUGGAAUGAGUUGGAGGAGGGAAACAUAAACGUGGGAAGCAUAACAAUGGAUCAUGCAUGAGUGAAAGCCUCAAUUUUGUAGCGUGAUUAUCUUUUGCUUUUUUUUUUUUUGUUACCAUAGCAACCUAAACUCAGUUUAAUUUUCAAAUUGUAUGGUGCUAAGGUAUGAACUUUAAUU
Messenger RNA from Camelina sativa (false flax), 977 nucleotides. RefSeq lists its product as uncharacterized. Gene Ontology annotation, biological process: malonyl-CoA catabolic process; fatty acid biosynthetic process; acetyl-CoA biosynthetic process. Gene Ontology annotation, cellular component: peroxisomal matrix; mitochondrial matrix. Gene Ontology annotation, molecular function: malonyl-CoA decarboxylase activity. The record is from RefSeq and is a predicted model, not a curated record. Lineage: Eukaryota; Viridiplantae; Streptophyta; Magnoliopsida; Brassicales; Brassicaceae.